Messenger RNA from Schistosoma curassoni, 3216 nucleotides. The record is from the annotation of a GenBank genome assembly. Lineage: Eukaryota; Metazoa; Platyhelminthes; Trematoda; Strigeidida; Schistosomatidae.
CUGAACUCUUUGUGAAAAUGUUAUUAGAUUUAUUAAAUGGUUUACAUUUUAUUCUAACAGAAAUUAUAUUAUUGUUACUUACGUCUUAUGAUGAACAAAAACCACCAUUCAUUCGUUCACCUCUUCAUCACGUUAAUAUAAAUGGAAUUCUUUAUGAACCAAAGGUAUUUAGUUAUGGUACAUCGGCUGAUGAAGACGUCUACAGAAUAGGAAAUACUACCAAAGAUCAGCAAACAGAGAUGAUUAUGGAAAUUCUAUCGUCAAGACCAAAUGCAGAACGACAAAAUAUUGUGCAUCGGUACAACAGGAUUUUUAAAAAAUCUCUACUGAACAAAAGAGAAAACUUUAAAUCAGGAUUAAUGAAACAGUUAUUUGAAGAUCUACUAACAGACACAUCUAUAUUAUUAGCUGAUGAGCUGUACACUGCAAUAAGUACUUCCAAUUUACAAAAAACGACAAGUAUACUGAUUGAUUUCUGGGGUGAUGAAUUUGAUCAAGUGGAAACUGCUUAUAAAAUAUAUUCUACAGAAUCAAUCUGGAAGUCGGUAGAGAAACAAUUUGGAAAAUCUGUAAAAUCUAUUUUACAUUGCAUAGAUGAAACAAGAAAACAUGAAACUAAACAAGAAUAUCCAAUAAAAGGUCGAGGUGGUAAACCGAUAGUUAACAACACAGUAGUGGUUGAGGUAUUUUAUGACUUGAUGAACGUGUUGGAUUCGAACAACGAUGUGGGACAGCAACUUGGUGAACGUCUAUGUAAACUUGAUUCAUUUCAAUUUCAAAAACUAAACAUGAUUUAUAGAAAAAAACCCGUUAGACAACUUGGUGAAGUUCUUGAAAGAAGGACGUCAGGUCAACUCCACGAUAUUUUAUUAGCAACUUAUGGAAGAAUAAAGCUUGCAGAACUGUUGUAUAUGUGCCAACAAGAGACUGAUCAAUAGCAGUCAUAAACAAAAAUAGGAAAAUACAAGCAAACAACACCAAAUGAAUUUAAACUUCACCCCAUUGCACAAGCAGGUAGCUAACAGGAUUCAGUAGCUAAGUGGACAACGCGGAAACGAUUGAAGCGAACAGUACUUGAUUCGAUUCCCAGAGCGAAUCUAAACUCGGAUGCAGAUACAUCCAGUGAAUGAGUCCCAAAUAGGACGAAACGCGCAUCAUGGAUUCCACUGAUAACCACCAUCCAUUUUUGCUUAAAAAAUCAUUUGCUUACGUAUGUAAUAACUCUAAGAAUGAUAUUUCAUUUUUCUCAACUUUCACUGUUUCUCAGUCAGAUAUGUGUCAUUCAAAUUAAUUUUGAAUGAUUUUUUCUGGUUAGCGUUUUUUUAGCGGGUUGGUUUUCUACGGGAUGGGAACGCUAACCCCAUGCCCAACCCUCCUCCUUUAUCCGGGCUUGGGACCGUCAGUAGCCCCCGGAGGGACUCCAGGCGGAGUUCAUUCAAAUUAAAGACUGUGUUUUAUAAGCUGAUAAUCAGAUUAGAUUACGUUUUGUACCUGAUAUUGGUUAUUUUUUUGAAAAUUGUUAUAAACUACCGAUUAUCUACUUUUCUAAAGAGCAAGAACAAAGAUUAGUGCAGAAUAGCAUAAAUUCAUUUUAUUUCAUUAGGUUAUCAUAAGUUGCUUAAAACCUAAAAAUACUUGAAAAUCAACGUUAUUACAGAUAUUGACAUAAUGUGAUGUGAGCUACUUGUAUCCAGAUAAGUAGUAUAUAACGAUGGUCAGUCGUAGAAUGUAUUUCAGUAGAAGAUCGAGAAGGAAAGAACGGAAACUGAAAACAUUUGGUAUGAAAAUGCAUGAACAAAGCAAUCUAAGGUGAUGGACUGAUAUUUACAAAGUAGUAGUUAAGAUUUAGACAAUUGAUUGAUAUUUUGCAAAUUAACUAUUUACUGUAUGGUUCUCAGAUUUAGUGACAUACUCUGUAAUUUUGUGUCCAGAUAUAUUUGAUUCUUCCCACUCGUGUUUUUGUUUACUACAAUUCUUGUACAUUAGGGGGUGAUUAAGAAUGAAUAUAGGUAUCAUGAUGUAGCGAAGAUCCCGAUAGAGUUAAUGAGGGAAAGUUCCAGAACAUUGAAAUAGUGAUUAAACUUAUGAAGUUAACAACCAUUAGUUGAUUAUGUAACGAAGGUACUAAAAGUAGAAUAAUGGUAAUAAAGAAAGAUAUGAAUUGAAGAAAAAUGAUAAUGAUGUAAUCUAAACUUCAGAACGAGUUGAAAUAAUGAAUGAUGUAAUAAAUAAAAAGGAAGUUUAAUGUUACCAGAGCAAAGAAAGAUCCAUUACUGUCUCUUCUUGGUUACAUCGAUCUGGUUUUAGACGUUCGAUUGCGAUCGCUUCGUUCUCUCUCUCUUAUUAAAAUAAUAAAGGGAACUGUUAUGAAUUUAUGUCCGGCUUUUUAUCACGUGAUUUAUCCAACAAUCAAAAUACGACUUAUACAAUCUUCGCACUGUGCCAAACCAAUGACGUUCGACCGCUAUUAGCAGUCUAGCGUCCUUAUUGGUCCUAUGUCCGUCUGGCCCGUCCACUUGAGUUUAGAACACAGUACCAGCUCCCAAUAUUCGAAUCGAAUCAUUUAUUUCAGACAUACUGGGUUUAUAUAUCAACCAAACAGAUAGCAACGCACCAUAAAAUAGGAAAUAACAUUUGUACACAAUAAAGCCAAAAAGUGACUGUGAACGUGGGAGACAGUAGUCAAUAAACUGAACAUAACUUAAGAACCAUAAAUCGUACAAUACUAAAAUAUAGGUCAAAAUAAAGCUUAUAAUAAGAGGAAUAUAAAUAUACAUAAUCUAAUUAUUAUGUCUCAGAAGUUACUAGUGAUUUAAUCUGCGCUCGGAUAUAACAUAAACUAUGUGUAUGAAAUAUCUACAUUUUGUCCUGUAUUUUUUGUUCUAAUUACAUUUUCAUCACAAGUAAUAAGUUUUAUUUGUAACUCUUACUUUAUCAUAUUACAGAUCGAUUUACAUACAAUAGAUAAGUUAUAUAAAGUAAUCUAUGGAAUAGAUCUGUCAGAAGAUGUCAAACAAAAGUAUCAUGGUGAAUAUGGUAAUACCUUGUUAAAACUUUUGAAAAAAAGAGAAAUCCCAGAUAUAUUUCAACAUUCAAUAUCAAUAUUACCACCAUUAGUUCCUUUGAUUAAAGUCUAAAAUGAUGUUCAUCCGCUUUAUGGAUUUUGUUUCAUUCACUUGUAUGAUAAUGAGUGGAUAUGAUCUUGGAAUUUUUUUU